Messenger RNA from Plasmodium inui San Antonio 1, 3516 nucleotides. RefSeq lists its product as hypothetical. Lineage: Eukaryota; Apicomplexa; Aconoidasida; Haemosporida; Plasmodiidae. The record is from RefSeq and is a predicted model, not a curated record. The transcript has a single exon. Bases 1 to 3516 code for a protein of 1171 amino acids.
AUGGAGAACUCCGUGAGACACUCAGUGGACAUAAAAUCGGAAGAUUUUGUCGUCCUGAUUUCGCUCCAAAACCUACAGACCUUUAUCAUGAUAGGAUACACAGCCGUGAAUAAAGACCAUCUAAACUUUGACUUCUCCUACGUGUGGGCACUUUGCAUUGGGAGCGGUCUCUUCAUAUAUUCCCUCAUCAGCUUUGUUCUCAUAAGAUCCCUUGUGUUGUCAAAGAUAGACAUAAGCAAAUACGUCCUGCAGUUUCUAUUCAGUUUGAGUAUAAUCGUCACGUGUUCACUGUCAACAAUAAUUGACUCUUUCAAAAUUUCCAACAUGCAGUUGCUCUUUUUUUCGUUCGCUUUAACAGGCUAUGCCUACUACAAUUUGAUGAGCCUCUUCUUCUUUUGCAUCCUGAUAGGACUGACGAUUCAAUAUAAUUUCAGCUUGACUGGGUUCAGUGCGCAUUCCAGUUCUUUCUUCUUCCUCGACAUGCUAUCUUACCUAGUGCAAAUUAUCGGAGGAAACAUCUUAUACGUUCGCAUGUACAAGCUUUGCACUCUAAUCGUCAUUUCGAAGAAGAACCCAUGCAAGUAUGUCGUCGCAUCCAAGGAGGUGAAACAAGUGGAAAAACAAAUUUUCUCAUCCUUAUUCAAUUCUUACAUGUGCAGCAAGUCCAGAACUUAUUCCGAUUUAACAUGCACUAAUAAUCUUUUAAAUAGAAGGAGUCAAUCCGUUCUCGGUAGGGAUACUAACCCUAAGUGCAACCCCCACGUUGGUACUUCCUACCAGGAUAAAGUCAAUCACACGAAGAUGUUACUCCUUCGACGAGGCAAAAGGGACAAACGAAAUCGCAGGGGAGCAGGUCGACUAACAUGUGCAAAACACAGCAACUAUCAUAACAGUCGAAGCCUUGCCAACUCCGCCACCAAGUCUACCUCCAUCUGCAAAACGGACAUUAGAAUAUCCAACACCCUUUCAUUUAAAAAUAAUUUCAACGUGAACUUACCCUCAGAAGCUUCUCAUCCCAUUUGUAAAAAGUGCAUCGCCGAAAAAAACAGCCAUAAGGAUAAUGCAUACAAAAACAAGGGAGAGAAAAAAAAAUCUAAAUCUUGUAUAAAGUCAUCCACUGCAGACAAGUCAAACCGGUUGGACAAUCAUGGGAUGAACUCAACAGGGGUGGCUAAUCCGACGUACUCAGCUACUACCCAGGGGGAGGAUACAAAACCGAGGAGGAACAACUCGUCCAGAGGACACCCCCAAGAUGAUGAAGUGCUCAUCCCAAUAAGGGGAAAUAACACCGAUAAGGAUGCCGUCCCGAUGAACAACUCGAACGCUAGUUGGAUCAAAUCCGCUGCGGUGAUUGACAUGUCUGGAGAGGGGAAGCAGAAAAAGGAGAAACAUCACAAUACGUUUGGGGAACAUCCCGUAGAUACAUCAGCUGAUCUACUAUCGGAAAAGAAACCUUCAAAUGACUCUUACCUCAAGCGAAGUGCUCUCCCUGCAAAUGAACAGCAGGAGUACUAUGUCUGCCCGUGCUCCCAGACCCAUUCCAGCGGAUCAUCCCUCAGUGAUGUGACCUCACAACAGGAGACGAAGCGGAAAAUUAGUGCGCAUAACUUCCCUGAAGGGAGGAACACCAAAAUGGGUAAUCAGCAAAAUCGCCUCAUGAGCAGCAAACGGGGACAUGGUGCAAAGGGUGAAGAACAUGACCUCGCCAGCCACCCCCUUCCAGAUAACUCAAACGAAAAUGACGAUACCUACCACUGCAAUGUGAUGAAGCCUAGUUAUAAUAGAAUAAAAGGUACACACAAUGUGUGUACGCCGAGUGGAGGAAGAAAGGGUGAUAACUCCUCUCGAGCAAUCCGGGGUCAACGGGUUGAAAUUGGCCAAAUUGAGACCAUCCCUCCAGGAAGAAAAGCGAUCCAGGUGUGCCCCGACGGUGCGCCGCUCCCCCGCGGAAGAAGACCCUCUGCGCACAGUAACUGCACGGAUCACUUGGGCGAUGACAGUCGCCAAAGUGAAAGCAAAUUCGAGUCCACGUCAAACGAGGACGCGUCGGACACUCUGGAAAGAACACUGCCUGAAAAGGAUCAAUCGAAUGGGUCAAAACGACCAACGGUGAACGAGGCAGACCUGUCUAACCGAGGAAACCUAUCAAACAGGGCAAUUUUAUCGGACAAAGCCCAUGGGGUCCACCCAAACGACAACAAUGUCGCGGCCACCUGCAAAAAGGAAACAAAUUCUCACAAAAAUCUCCUCUUGCACAAGUCCAAAAGUUCGAUAGACAUGAGCCAGUGGGGCGAAAACGUCACGCACAGACACACCUCGAGAAGCAGCAACAACACCAAGGUGACCACAUUCGCAGACAAGGAGUUACAAAAUGGAAGUAGCAGCCACACGAGCUGUAAAUAUAGCAAGAAAAACACAACAAGGCAACAUGAAAUGUUAGACAAAAUUCUGCAACUGGACAUCAGUAAUCAGGACCAAAAAAAUAAAAAAAAAAACAUAAAAAAAGGCGCAUCGUCAUUAUCAUCGUCGUCAUUGUCGCCAUUAUCAUCCUCCGCGAUAGCAAGGAAAAAAAUAUAUCUUACGAAAAAAAAAAAAUACACUUCAUUUUUUUGGGAAAAUGCAACCAUACAAUAUUUAUUUGUUCACAUUCCACAAUAUUUUAAAAACAUCUUCGAUAUGACGAAGAGAAUAUUUUUCGAUUUAAAAAAAAAAAAAAUGCUCAUGCAGAAUGCAACAUGGAAAAAUAAAAUAUUCAUCCCUGAAAGGGACGCACUAGGCUUAUUCAAAAACGAAAACAUAGAAAGAUGGUACCUGUCCUGGAUGGACGAGUUUAACAGAAAUAUUAUCGCCAAAACUUAUUAUAUAGGCAUCUACCUCAUCAUGUACCUAAUUACCCUAGACCUUGUAACAGCAUACAAAUUGUACUACACCACAACGAGAAGGAACAUAAACGGGGCCUUAAUCACACACUACAAUUACCUCUGCUACUAUCUAUUCAAAUCAAUAGUCAACAUAUUUGUGUAUCUCCUCUACAUACUUUUUGUAACAUUUAAAAUACGCAAGGAGCCCACUUAUAAUAUUAAGCGCUAUUAUCUUGUUACCCUUCUCUUAUGUUUAGCCAAGCUCAUCAUAUCAUCAUCGGACAUUUACGUGGCCAUCACGUCGCUAGAUUACUUCAUCAGCCCCUACUACGUCUACAUAUACAUCCAUAUGCUAAUUGUGCAGACGUCCAUUUUGUUAAUAAUUCGAUACCCUACACAUUAUGUACUGUUUUUUCUGUACGUUAUUUGCUUCACUUCGUUAUACUGGUCUUUCUCCAUUCACAAAAGUUUUAUGGAAUUCAUUUUUAUCAUUGCUUGUGUUUCUUUUACGAUUAUUUAUUCUUAUGUACUUUGCUCCAGGACCGUGGAGAUCAAUCGCCGCAUUUUGUUCUCCAAGUAUGAGUUGCCCUACCUCUUGUACCUCAAGGAGAUUGCCGGUUGCCUGAACAGGCGCCGGUCUAAGGGGGAUGUCUGA